Messenger RNA from Neolamprologus brichardi, 2585 nucleotides. NCBI's taxonomy places the organism in Eukaryota, Metazoa, Chordata, Actinopteri, Cichliformes, Cichlidae. The record is from RefSeq and is a predicted model, not a curated record.
ACUACAGCGCCACUUUUGAGCGGUCGUUUAUGUUGUCAACAAUAACAGACCGCUGAAGUUGUCAAGCAACGUCGAGGAAAAGUCAUACAUCAGUCCCGCGACGGUAUAGUCUUUAGUUGGAUCAAAGAUGGCCCCGGACAGCGCUCAGAUUCGGCGGCAGGGUGCUCAGGACUUUAUGGCUUACUAUGAGUUUGCCUGUGCCAGGCAGGAAUCUGUCCCCCUUCCUGCAGUUAAAAUUAACCUCAACAAAGGGAUGCUGGACUUUAAUGGAGACAAGCUGAAGCUAACAGACUGGCCACCCGUUCUCAGCUCUAUAUCCAUUAACAAACACCUGCACCACAUAGCAAUAAGUAGCACAUACCAAGCUAGUUUGGCUUCUGGAGAGGCAGAUAGAAGAUAUCUUAAGUCUAGCUUCAGGAGGAAGAUUCCAGCUAUUCGCUCCAAGGAUAUGAUAUUAAAGCUGUGCAAGGCCCUCAGAGAGUGCCUCACUGUCUCUCCCAACCUCAAGACGCUGCAGCUCAAUGGACUUCCGCUGAGAGAAAGGGACCUCAUCACCCUGACAAAGGGUUUGGCAAAAAGCACUUCCUUGGAAAACCUAUCUCUGGUUAACUGUCCAAUCAGUGAUGAGGGCUUAGAGGUCAUUUGCCAAAGCGUUAAGUAUUCUGCUAACAUCAGGGCAGUGGAUUUUAGUGGAUGCAGUCUUACCUGGAGGGGGGCAGAGCACAUGGCCAAUAUUAUCAAGCAUCAGGGUAUGCAAAGACAUGGUACGGCGUGGGCGGAGUCUCUGAGGUAUCGACAGCCGCAGUUUGAGGGUAUGGGAGGUCUUCGCCGUGUCACGCUUAACUGUAACACUUUAAUUGGGGACCGGGGUGCUGCGGCUCUUGCGAGUGAACUUGCUGAAGACCUCUGGGUUAAAGCUCUGGACCUGCAAAGAUGUGGUCUUUCCAACGAAGGCGCUCGUCGUUUGCUAGAAGCCUUGAAAACGAAUUCUUCUUUGUGUGUGCUGGAUAUCCGUGGUAACCCGUUAGUUGGUAAGUUGCUACCUCAGUCAAGGUACUACGGCUUCCUCCUGCAGUCCAAAGACAUGCAGUUAGUGGGGUUAGAGGUGAAGAUUUCUCAGAAUUCAUGGACAUGUCUUCUCUUUGCAGCCACUCAUAAAGGACCAUCUCCUGGUGGACGGAGUUCAGCUGCUGCUCUGAAACCUAAGCCAUCACGCACCCCCCAUGUGCCUUGGCGUGCUGCUGCACGAGCUGGACGCCAAAGAGGUUUGCCUCCUGGAAUUACUGUAACAGACCAUAGCUUUCAGGGUGCAGCCACAGUGAAAGUUACCAUGGAGUCAGAUUCAGAGGCAGAGGAGGAUGAUGAAGAGGAAGUGGUGGAAGUGGAACCGAGACCAUCUUCUCUUAAUCGUCAGGACAGAUUCAUUUCACGGAGGUUUGAACAAAUACAGAUGGAGCUGAAAGAGUGCCGUCUGAGGCUCGGGGAAGAGCGGAGGGCCAGACUGAAGGCUGAGUCCAGGCUCAUGGAGUAUGAGCUGGAGACUGCUCGUCUUCGAGAUGCCAAUCACUCCCUGUCAGAGGCACUUGCUGCCAGUGGCUCUGCAUUAGCACCACCGGCUUCCAGUGCUCUUGAAGAUGAGGCAAUUCUGGAGAGCAUUGAGACAUCAUUCACUAAGUUUCACGCUUUCCUGGAUUUGCUCAAAGAUGCUGGCUUAGGUCAGCUAGCUUCAAUGGCUGGAAUUGACAAGUCCGAUUUCCACCCUCUGGGAAGACCUCAGCUUUUCUCCACAAUAGAACCACUUUUGCAUGGUGCGGCAUCACCGCCUGGAGGGCGUUACAGGAUCGAUGCUCUGUCUUUGGUAGGAGGUGCCCCGUCUGCUGCCCCCGUUGGAUUGUCUGACACCAGAUUGCACAAGUCUCCAUCCCCUACUAGAGCAGCCCUUCAUAAAGAAAGGUCACUUGAUGUAACUUUCACUCAGGCUUCUGAACCAGCAGCAAGUGGUGUAGUGGAUGUAGAAGAGGAAGCAAAUCAUUUUUCAAAGCCUGACACCCAGCAUGACUCAGGCUCUGAACACAGUUUUUAUAGCCAAAAGUCCUUUGAUAAUAUUUCCUUUGGUAAAACUUCCCAGACUAGGCCGAGCCACCCCACGAGCAACAGCAACUCUCACAGAAACAACAGUUCCCAUGGAUACAGCUUCAGCAACUGCUACACUUACAACCGUGCUUCUCAUAGCAAUGGAUCUCGAGGUGGUUCGUCUGCAAGUGUUAGUGACAUUUUAAGUGACAUGGAGUCUGUAGGAUCAGUAGGGUCAAGGAACAGGGGAAAUGGAAGGCUGGUGACAGUAGGUCAGUCAGGAUCAGAAGGGUCAGAGAGGAAAGCCCCUUCUAGGAGAGGCGCUCUAGAGCAGGUCAGAUCUCUGGAGAGUCUGGGGGUUCAGUCAGAUAAUGAAUCCUAACCAGGCAACCAUAAACUUUCUCCCUGUGUGUCAGCGCCUUUUCUUCUAUGUUUAGAUAUUUGCUGAGUUUAAAUUGUAGAUUUUUUUUGUCACCUUUAUAAAUGUUUUGUUCUUUUUUUUUUUUUGCAUU